This is a messenger RNA of Closterium sp. Naga37s-1, 2973 nucleotides long. NCBI's taxonomy places the organism in Eukaryota, Viridiplantae, Streptophyta, Zygnematophyceae, Desmidiales, Closteriaceae. The record is from the annotation of a GenBank genome assembly.
AUGGUGCAGUGCGGUUCAGUGCGGUCCAUGGUGCAGCUGCAUCCCAUGGUGCAGUACGGCAAGACGACCAUGUAUGUGGACUUCGCCACGCUCAUGACGCACAACCAGGCGCUCGCGAUGGCUGCUUUGGAGGAAUACUACCGGUUUGAGCCGUUCCUGCGCAAGGCGGUGCAGAUGUUUGUGCAGGUGCACGAGCCCAAGUACGUGAUGGACGAGGGCAAGCCCAAGGAGUUCUACCUCGCCUUCUACAACCUCCCCGUCAUCCACAAGCUGAGAGAUAUGAAGGUAGAGGUUCUAGGACAACUAUCCGCAGUGAGUGGUGUGGUCGUCCGAACCUCUGAGGUCCGGCCGGAGCUGCUGUACGGCACGUUCCGAUGCUUGGAGUGCGGCGCGGUGCAGCGGAACAUCGAGCAGCAGUUCAAAUACACGCAGCCCAUCAUAUGCAGUAACGCAGCAUGCUCUAACAGGGAAAAAUGGGCGCUAGAGCGAACGGAAUGCCAGUUUGUCGACUGGCAAAGAGUCCGGGUUCAGGAAAACGCGGAUGAAGUCCCUCCUGGGUCGCUCCCCCGCACUCUAGACGUGAUCUUGAGGCAUGAGUUGGUGGAGCAGGCAAGAGCCGGCGAUAAGUGUAUAUUCUCUGGGACGCUGGUGGUGGUCCCUGAUGUGGCUGCUUUGACCCGCCCAGGGGAGAGGCAUGAGGCUAUGCGGUCGAACCAAGGGGGGGACGGGAGAGGCGGGGAGGGUGGAGGAGGGGGGGAGUUGUUGGGGGGAGGGGGAGGGGGAGCAGGGGGAGGGGGGAGUGAGGGGGUGAGGGGGCUGAAGGCGCUGGGGGUGCGGGAUUUGUCGUACCGGUUGGCGUUUUUGGCGUGUUCUGUGCAGUCGGGGGAUCAGGAGAAGCAGCUGGUGAAUAUCAGGGCGGAGGACGAGGAGGGCAGUGCUGUCGCUUCAUUCACGCCUGAGGAACGAGAGGAAAUGGCUCGCAUGCGAGCAGGCGGCAAUCUGUACGAGCGCCUGGUGGCGAGUGUGGCACCCUCUGUCUACGGGCAUGCAGACAUCAAGCGAGCCAUUCUGCUGAUGCUGUUCGGCGGGGUGCACAAGAAGACCCACGAGGGGAUCAACCUGAGAGGCGACAUCAACGUGUGUGUGGUUGGCGAUCCCUCCUGCGCCAAGUCGCAGUUCCUCAAGUAUGUAGCCGGGUUCCUCCCCAGGGCUGUAUACACAUCUGGAAAAUCGAGCAGUGCGGCAGGGCUGACAGCGAGUGUGGUGAAGGAGCCGGAGACGGGGGAGUUCUGUAUUGAGGCGGGCGCGCUGAUGCUGGCGGAUAACGGCAUCUGCUGCAUUGAUGAAUUCGACAAGAUGGAUAUCAAGGACCAGGUGGCUAUUCACGAAGCCAUGGAGCAGCAGACCAUCUCUAUCACCAAGGCGGGGAUUCAAGCCACACUCAACGCACGCACGUCCAUCCUCGCUGCUGCCAACCCCACUGGGGGACGAUACGACCGCUCCAAACCCCUCAGAUACAACGUGGCUCUGCCACCAGCCAUCCUGUCCCGCUUCGACCUCGUCCACGUCAUGCUGGACACGCCAGACCCCGUGCAUGACUACUCGGUCGCUCGCCACAUCCUGAGUGUGCACCAGAGUCGGGACCAAGCGCUACAGCCGGAGUUCUCAACGCUGCAGCUGCAGAAAUACAUCAAAUUCGCGCGCUCCAUCCGCCCAGAGAUCACAGAGGAGGCAAAGACCCGCCUAGUAGAGGCCUAUGUGUCACUGAGGAGAGGGGAUGCCGCACCGGGGUCUCAGUCAUCGUAUCGAAUCACAGUGCGACAGCUGGAGGCUCUGGUGCGGCUAUCAGAGGCGCUGGCUCGCCUGCACCUGGACUCACAGGUGAAGCCAGCUCAUGUGCGUGAAGCCAAGAGGCUACUGAGCACGUCCAUCAUCAGCAUUGACAGCCAUGACGUGGACCUGGAGGAUGAGGGGGCGAAUGGGGAAGGGGAGGAGGGGAUGGAAGACAUGCCGUUCAUGAUGGGGGAGGGGGAUGGGGGCGAUGGGGGAGGGCGAGGCGGAGACGGAGGGGGAGGGGGAGGGGGAGGGAGUGGUGGUGAUGAUCGUGGUGGGGGUGGGGGAGGAGGGGGAGCGAGAGGGGGAGGCGGAGCAGGAGCAGAGGCAUCAGGAGGGAGGGAGGACAUGGAGACUGAUGGGGGGGCGAAUGGGGCUACGGAAACUGAAGGAGGAGGAGGAGGAGGAGGAGAAGGAGGAUCAGAUGAGCAAACACAAGCAGGAACAGGUGAUACAACAACGAAAGGCAAGGAGAAGAAACAAGGAGGAGCAUCAGCAACAGAAGGCACGGCAAAGGAAGGGGAUGUAGCGGAUGGCGGUGAAGACAACAAAGCAAGCCAGAAGAAGUCAAAGCCUGCCGCCCCUCUGCGUGUGCCGUACGACAAGCUGCAGCGAGUCACGGCGCUGCUGGUUACCUACAUAAGACAAAAAGAGGCAGAGGAAGCUUCUGAGGAAGCUUCACUUGCAGGGGAGGGAGCAACUGGUACAGGCGAGGGUGGAGAGGAAGGGGAGAGGGGAACUGAAGGAGGGGGAGGAGAGGAGGAGGACGGGGGGAAGAGGAAGAGAAGGCGAGUGGAGGGGGUGCAAGGGGGUGUGGGGGGCGGGGGGGUGAAGCAGGGGGAUGUGAUGCGAUGGUACAUGGAGCAGCAGAGCCAAGCAGGCACUGUGGACUCGGUUGGGAAUCUACUGCAGGAAUUCAGAGUGCUUCGAUCCAUCAUUCAGCAUUUGAUUCGUCGAGAGGGAGUGCUGCUGAUUCUAGAUGAUGGGACUACAGCCGUGGAAGCUGCCAGGAAGGAGCGGGAGGACGCAAUCGCUGCUGCAGAAGCAGCAGGCGAACCUGUUCCGACAUUCGACAAGCCUCUGCCCACGGAUCUGGAGGAGCGGGUGCUAGCCGUGAACCCCAACUAUGUCCAAGAAUAA